This is a messenger RNA of Amoebophrya sp. A25, 689 nucleotides long. The record is from the annotation of a GenBank genome assembly. Lineage: Eukaryota; Dinophyceae; Syndiniales; Amoebophryaceae.
CGUCUUCUGCACACCCAUGGGUCUGGUGUAUGCCCCCUUGAUGGUCUUAGGAUACAAGAGAGGCUGGGGAGAAACUACUUCUACUAGUACAGCCCACAUUACUACAGCUAAUCCUAAAAGCACUCAUCUUCUACCUGAUCUCUUAUCAACUCCUUUGCUAGAACGACCCUCGACGAGUUGUAAGCAUAGCCAUCACAUUCGGAGACAACAGGAACGAUUUGCGACCUUGUUUGGACCUAUACUAGGAAAUACGGCCUUUCUCAUAGGACAACUAGUUUUUGGUUUCUCGUGUAUGGCCUUUUCGAUUUACCAAGGAGUAGAAAAAGUAGUUUCGUUAUGGGAUACAACUGCCUCGUAGAGAUUUCAAGUUUUUCAUCACAUAGUUCCACUUAAUGUAUACUCGACCGAGUCGUGCAUUCUAUUUCAAGUACUAACUUGUCCUCUACAACUUGUUCUUCUUGAUGGAAGGUUUCUAUGGCGUGACUUCUAUCUUUUGUUGUACAUUUCUUAUCCAGAAUGUGCUUGCAAGAGGAGAAAACAUGAAAAGAGGGCUAAAUCAUGACUGCUAAAAAUCAUGAGGUACUAUUGGACCGAUAACAAAAACAAAUGUUGAGAAAGUCGUUUUGGUUUUCAACAAAGGCAAUGACUACGCGCCCCAUGCGUGAUUCUCUCCUGUUGGCGAUCGGUGG